CACAAACACAACAAAAAGCUGCCUGUCUCCUUUACCUUGAAUAUCGGUAUAAUGCUUCGUUAACUAGGAUUUUGUUAUAACCAUUUCGGCCAUAAUCCGUCUUAGAAUAUACCUGUUCCAGAUCACAAUGUCGACCAAACUUGGAUCAAAACUAGAACCGGCUCCAUUACUCGAAAUACAAUGGACGACGAAACACAAGACCGGCGAGUCAACAAAAAUAAUCUCUCCCUCCCUCAUAAUUUGGCUCAGGUUAGAACUUUCUGUGUGAACGUCGUAGCACCAUCCAUAGGAAACCAAAUAACCCCCCCCCCCCGCAUCAGCAGUUUGGGCGUGGACGAUUCUACAAAAAGCGCAAUUCGAGCAACAUGGGGCUCUGAAUAA
Molecule: messenger RNA, 381 nt
Organism: Tuber melanosporum (Perigord truffle)
Lineage: Eukaryota; Fungi; Ascomycota; Pezizomycetes; Pezizales; Tuberaceae
Exons: 1
Coding region: 181-381 (66 amino acids)
Source: RefSeq, a predicted model, not a curated record